CCCAAAAAAAAUUUUUUUGAACUAAAAGCAUUUGAUCAUAGUGUAUGGGUUUUAUCCAAAUCAACAACACGAUAAUAGGUGUGUGGGAUUAGAUUUUGGAUUAUUAUAAAAAAAGAACGUUUGAUAGUAAUCAAUUAUUAUUAUUAAAAAUUAUUAUUAAAAUCCACAUAUGAAAUAUCUGUACCCAUAAUGAAAGAAUAGACGGAGAUCGUAGACAUUCCAGUGAGAGUGAAACCUGUUUUACAUUAAGUACAUGUAUAAUGUCGUUCCUUCUACACGGUAGCGUGGUUUAACGAACGGGGUUAAACUAAAAGAAAAAUGACUGACCAUACAUAGAAUAGAAUCGAGUUUCCUUGUAUCACACAGGAACUACCCUAACUAACUAACUUCCCCCCACACACACACUGAUAGAGAGGGUAGAGUAGCCACGUAGAAUAUUUAAAAACAGGUGGGGGGGAAACGUGACGUAAAAAAAAAGGACCAACACAUAGAAGAAAAAAAAAACUUCCACUUAGCCCAACGUUACACGCAGCUCGUUCGUUAAAUAAACAACCAUAAAACACCAUGGCAACAGAAUAUAGAGAGGCUCCUAGCGACCGUACUCCAACGAAGCCAGAUACUAGGUAAAUACCCAUUCCUGAAGAAGGACCUGGUGUGUGGGGGGUUGUUUUUUUUUGUUGUUGAGAGAAAUGGUAUAAGUGGACAAAGAAAGAAAGAAAAAAAUAUCAAUAUUAUCCCAAAACGGGUUCAUUUGAUUUGGAGAAAUGCCGAGUCGUAAGGGAAAUUGUGAAAGGCCCGGCAAAGCAAACAAGGAAAAAGGACAAGAAGAAAAGUUACUGACAACUGAAGGACAGAUACUCAAUGUACAGAGUCAACUAAACUAUCUCAAGAAUCAGGUGGCCUUGGAAGGGAGAAAAAACAGGAAAUACCCGGGUUCAGGUCCGGUGUGUCCAACAGCAACCCCAACAUAUGAAGAUGGGGGGGGGGGCCCCGGGGGAAAGCUGUAAACCCCCCCCAGUCAUGGGAGGACUGUCUCCCCCCUGUAUUUUUACUGGAGACGAAGUGAUAUUAAGACGGGAGAUAAUGAGAGAAGAAGAAGAAGAUGAUGAAAGACAGAACAUUUCUAGAGAUGGACAGAAAAAAAAAAAGCGAAGGAAUGGAAAACUUGAUCAUCCUAUAGAACUCCCGCCAGUCCAUACUUAUCGGGUUCCCCCACCUUCUCCACCUUGAAGGAAGAACGGACCUCCCAAAAGGUGGACGGGCAGUGACGAUUUGGAUCAGGAAAAGAAAAAGGCAAAGGAGGUGAAAAAGGAAAAUAUGUAUCCGAAAGUAAAGACAAGUAGAGAUAAAUUCUAUGAGCAAAAAAAUUGGAGAAAGCGGAAAAAGAGGAUCAACUGAAAGAAAUAUGGAGAGAAAAGAAGAGAGAAACGAAGAGACCGUCAUCAUCAUCGGGGGAUGAAGAAGAGGAAGAACUCAGGAAGAUGAAGCUUAACCCAACACCAAAGAAAUCCUCUGGCUCCAGUGACUACAGAAUGUACAAGACUGACCCACAAGAGCACAGUGUAUGUUGAAUACAAACCGUGGCGUUUUGGGGGACAUUGAAACUGCAGUAAAAGGCACGGUGAGGAUUACGAAGGGUGCAGACAACUGGAUAAGGGACUUUGAAAACAAAUACGGACAUCAAGACCUGUGCCUAGGGGAUAUAAAAGCUCUGCUUUCCCGUGUUCCGACUCGAGGGCAGUUAUCAGACGCAAUGAGAAAUUGCCAACUGGACACCAAACCUCCCGAAUUGGGACUUGGACAGUUUAGAGCAGAAUUGUGGGCACACCUGAGAAGUACUUUUCCCAUGAUCAGGGAUUUAUCCCGUUUGACUGACCACGUGUUUGGAGUUGAGAGCGAUUUCGGCAUCCGGAUUGACGGACUGAAAAGGAAGUGGAUUAAAGAACUAGGGGAGCGACACGACAACACCUUUGAGACUGAAGAAAUGUUCUACGACAAAGCUUGUAGGAACUUACCAGACAAAAUACAGGCUAAGGUAAAAGAUGUCGUUGGAUGGCGUAGAAUGGACGGCCCCACAAAAGAGGAUCACUUGCGUCAUUUCUGCAGAACGUGGUCUAAUGAAAUAACAGAAGAAGAAAAAACACGACAAGCAGAUCUUGACGACGCCUUGAAGAAAGCUCAGCUAGCACAGCUUCAAAACGCAAACAAGAGCACAGAGGGACCUGACCUCGUAGUGACGAACACUCCAGUUCCUGCAGCACUACCCAGCGGACCUGGAGCAGCGACGCAGCCAUUUUUACAGCGCCUGCCAAAGGCGUACGGGAACCCACAGCCAUUCCAUCCUCCCACUCCACCCACGGGACCAGUUCACUGCUGGGGAUGUGGCCCGUUUGGACAUAAAAGAAACCGGUGUACACAAGGACCCCAAUAUACCCGUGCAUGGAAUCCGCAGCCUGGAUUCAGGCGAAGGCGUUGGGGAAACUACAGAGGAGGCAACAGAGGACGAUAUCAAGGACAAGGUAGAUCCUGGAAGAAAACCAAAGACAACGGAGGCCAUUUUACCUACGUUAAUCAAGCUGGAGAGCUGAAGAUUGACAUCGAAAAUGACUAUAGCCGUAUUCCUUGCACUCCUGAAAUAACUGAAUACAGCCCCCAACAGAGGCGGGACGAAGAUGAGCUCAGUUCGGUACCAGACUACCUGUGGUCAAAAAGGGGGACACGACAUCGGGUUGAUAAAAAAAUCAGCCGAACCUGUAUAAGGUAAGGCUUAAACCAGGAUAUGAUGGUCCAAGACAGAAACAGAAACCCAAUGUCACCCGAAGAAGAAAUAGGUAGCACCAUCGGUGAACUCAACCAACGUCAAGUGAUAUACCCUCUACCAUCAGCUUGUAUUAACACACCUAUCCUCCCUGUGAAGAAGCCUACAGGGAAAUACAAGAUGGUGCAGGAUUUCAGACAACUUAAUAAAAUGGUGGACUGCGAGUUUCCAUUGGUUUCCUGACCCAUCAGUAAUACUGUCAAGUGUGCCACCUGAAGCGUCGACCUUUUUCUUUCAUUGAACUAUACGUUUGGCAUUUUUUUCCUCAGUCCCACUCCACCCAGACUGUCGCAACCUGUUCUCUUUCUCCUACAAAGGAACUCAGUACACUUACAAUCGUAAUCCACCUGGAUUUUGUGAAAAGCCCUUCGAUCUUCAACCUUGUCCUCCAGAAUGACCUAAGAGAUGUAGCAUUCCCUGGAGGAAGCACUAUGGUUCAACGUGUUGA
Molecule: messenger RNA, 3266 nt
Organism: Salmo salar (Atlantic salmon)
Lineage: Eukaryota; Metazoa; Chordata; Actinopteri; Salmoniformes; Salmonidae
Source: RefSeq, a predicted model, not a curated record